AGCCUUAGACACACACUCACACCAAACACAUUAACUCUGCUAAUGAAGUAGUGAGCAGCAGCACCUCCUGACCGCCAUUCCGCACCAAAAACUUUCCAUUUUCCUCUUCCCACUCUCUGGGACUUCCUUUUGAUUCUGCUGUGUGGAGGAGGAGGAGUGUGUGUGUGUGGUGGUGGGAUUUACAGUCUCCUUUAACGCUUGCUGGGACCUAGGAAAAGAAGAGUUACACCAUGUACUGCAAGUGAAAAAGUCUCUGUGUGUGUUUCUUGCAGAAGUUGAGGCUUUUCUCUGCUGCUUCCAGAAGUGAAAGCUGUGCCUUUAAUACACGUUGAGUGAGGUACCCAAGGAUAGGAAACUGGCCUGAAGGGAAAAUCUGGGGGAGACUGGGUAUUUGGCUACAUUUGCCCCUGAACUUAUCAACUGUCGGAUGUCGUGAUCUCAAUGGUAACUCAAACCCCCAGACUCUCGACAGCAGCCUGCGAGGAGCAGCAUUCAGCAGCUCAAAGGUCUCACGACCAGAGCGUGGAUCACACUUCUUGUAAACCUCAUCAUAUUGAGGUGGGGCUAAGAUGAGCAUAACCAGUGACGAAGUGAAUUUCUUGGUGUAUCGCUAUCUCCAGGAGUCAGGUUUUUCCCAUUCGGCCUUUACAUUUGGUAUCGAAAGCCACAUUAGUCAGUCCAACAUCAAUGGAACACUAGUGCCACCUGCUGCCCUCAUCUCUAUUCUUCAGAAAGGCCUGCAGUAUGUGGAGGCUGAGAUCAGCAUCAAUGAAGAUGGUACAGUAUUUGAUGGCAGGCCCAUAGAGUCACUGUCUCUGAUCGACGCUGUGAUGCCUGACGUGGUACAGACCAGGCAACAGGCGUUCAGAGAGAAACUAGCUCAGCAACAAGCCAGUGCGGCAGCGGCGGCCGCGGCAGCAGCCGCAACAGCGACGACGGCAGCAACCACGACAGUUGUUUCCCAGCACAACGCACCAAAGAAUGGAGAAGCCACUGUGAAUGGAGAGGAAAAUGGGGCACAUGCAAUAAAUAAUCAUUCAAAGCCAAUGGAAAUUGACGGGGAUGUUGAAAUACCUCCUAACAAAGCAACAGUCCUUCGGGGCCAUGAAUCAGAGGUGUUCAUCUGUGCCUGGAACCCUGUCAGUGACCUGCUAGCGUCUGGAUCUGGAGAUUCAACUGCCAGAAUAUGGAAUCUCAAUGAAAAUAGCAACGGUGGUUCGACUCAGCUAGUUUUGAGGCACUGUAUAAGAGAAGGAGGACACGAUGUCCCCAGCAAUAAGGAUGUGACUUCAUUGGACUGGAAUAGUGAUGGAACGCUAUUGGCUACAGGAUCAUAUGAUGGUUUUGCAAGAAUAUGGACAGAAGAUGGUAACCUUGCAAGCACCUUAGGUCAACAUAAAGGUCCCAUAUUUGCUCUGAAGUGGAACAAAAAGGGGAAUUACAUUUUAAGUGCUGGUGUUGAUAAAACAACAAUAAUUUGGGAUGCUCACACAGGGGAAGCUAAGCAGCAGUUUCCUUUCCACUCAGCCCCUGCUCUGGAUGUAGACUGGCAGAACAACACUACUUUUGCCUCCUGCAGUACUGACAUGUGCAUUCACGUAUGCAGACUUGGCUGUGAUCGCCCAGUCAAAACCUUUCAAGGACACACAAAUGAAGUCAAUGCAAUUAAAUGGGACCCUUCUGGUAUGCUACUAGCAUCCUGCUCUGAUGAUAUGACAUUAAAGAUUUGGAGUAUGAAGCAAGAUACAUGUGUACAUGACCUUCAGGCUCACAGCAAAGAGAUUUAUACUAUCAAAUGGAGUCCUACAGGACCAGGCACCAGCAACCCAAACUCCAACAUCAUGUUAGCAAGUGCUUCGUUCGAUUCUACUGUUCGGCUGUGGGACGUUGAACGAGGAGUCUGCAUUCAUACAUUAACCAAACAUCAGGAACCUGUCUACAGUGUAGCUUUUAGUCCUGAUGGGAAAUACCUGGCCAGUGGGUCCUUUGACAAAUGUGUCCAUAUAUGGAAUACUCAGAGUGGAACUCUAGUACAUAGCUACAGAGGCACUGGCGGAAUCUUUGAAGUCUGUUGGAAUGCGAGAGGAGACAAAGUGGGAGCAAGUGCAUCAGACGGAUCGGUUUGUGUUCUAGAUCUGCGGAAGUAAAGGUGAAGUGUUUUAGAAGAAAUUUCAAAUGGACCAGCAGUGAAUGUGUGGGGAGAAGCACUCUUCAAAACUAUUCUUAACAGCUCCAGAACUGUACAAACUUGAAAAAAGUUAGUGUGUACAAUGAAACCAGCUCUCCCUGGCCAGAGAAGUCUAGUAUUUUGCCCGUAACCUUCAUCAAGGAGUAAAACCACAGUCACUUCAAAGGGGGAGAGGAUGGUUUUCACCUGGAAUAUCCAGCCUUGGAAGCAUGAAGCCACCAACUAGAGACUGCACUGUUUGGUUUGCAUCUGAGAACUUGCUUUGAUGGCUGGAAAAAAAAAAGCUGUGCCAAAAAUAAUAAUAAAGAAACAAACUAAACAAAAUGCUGUGAUAAACCAAAAGGGGAAAAAAAAUCCUCCUCCAUGUGGUGUUGUAUUUUUUUCCUUCCAAUUUGGACACUACAGUUGCUCUCCCAAAGGACAUUCAAAGACCAGUUUGUACUGAUGAAAUGCGCAACUUUGUAAUCACAACACUUUCUAUUUUCUAGACUACUUUUUUGUUCAGUGGUUUUUCUAUCAGCUGGAAUAUUAUGCCCUGGAAUAUCCCGGGCUUAGGUUGGAACUGAUUUCUUUUUAUUUUUAUUUUUCCUUCCCUUCUCCUUCUUGUUUCUCUCUCUCUCUCUCUCUCUCCCUCCUUCCCCCUCCUGUGUGCCCACAGUAGAUGCAGCCAGUUGGACAUGACAACAAAAACUUUUGACAGUCUGCUUCUCCUCUUUCUCCGCCCUCCCUCCCGCCCCACCUAUUUUUUUUAAAUCCUCCAUGCUUCAGAUCUUAGCAUCUCAAGGGCACUUUCAGCAAAUUGUGUAAUAAGUGCUUUAUAUAAGAAUACAGUGCUGGGGAAGAUUUUUACAGGCGAAAGAUGACUUUUAAGAGAGAGAACCCAGUGUAUUUUUGGAAAAAAAUAUUUUUUAUGUUAAACAUAAUUUUAAAAGCCUAAAAUAGCCACCAAACGUAGACUGCUUUGUGUAAUUCAAGCAAAAGAAUGACUCAAGUGGAAUCCAAGGUACAUUAAAGAUGCAGUAUCAUUUUCCUCUCCUUUGUCUCAUAAAGUGCUGUAAGAAAAUGUCAUUUCAUACAAUAACUAUCAGGAUUUAAACAACAAUAACCUCUUCCUGCAGCCAGAAGUUUACAUGAGCUAAUUUUUAUUUUUGUGGCUGUAUGAUUUUGUACACUUAUUAAAAGAAUGCAGAAGUUUGAGGUUAUAUAUACAGAAAUCAUAUCUUUGGGUCCAUAUACCCAAAUAGUUAAAUAAAGUAGUUAAAUAAUAGUAGUUAAAGGAAAGCAAUUGUAUAUGCUCUUUCCUGGCAAAAUGGUCCCAAAUUCAUGUUAAGGCUGCAUUCUGUCACUCUCAGUCGUGUUCAUAGGACUGGAAGGGACCUUGAGAGGUCAUCUAGUCCAGUCCCCUGCACUCAUGAGAGGACUAAGUAUUAUCUAGAGCAUGCUGACUAGUACCUCACUCCACUAGUCAUCACAUUGGGCUGAUCCUCUUCCCAUCAAGUCAAUGGGACUUUUACCAGUUAUUUAAUAGGAUCACUCCUUCCCCUUUGGAUUCUCCCUGGGCACUGCAGAAGACAGCUAUCAGAUUGCCUUCUAGGAUGCUUUGCAAAUCAUGAUGACAGAGCGCAUAGGGCUAGGGAGCAGAAAAGAUGUGCCGUGGGCAGGGUUGCAGCAUCCAGUGCUGUGGAGAUUCCCAGCAGUGCUGUAGACCAUGGAGCAGCUCAAGGAGUUGGCCAUAACUUAGACAGAUCUUAAGAACUAAACCAUGCCAGGGCCUUCUCCAUCACAUGGAGCAGCCCUAGAUCAGAACAGUGCAAAAGUGGCUUAAAGCCACCAUAGCACCUCCGUAGAGAGUUGAGUGCUAUGCCUCUCAGAGUUGCCGCACAGAAUCUUACCUGUUUCUUUCAGUAGGGCUGCCCAACAGAAGUAAUUUGUAAGACCCUGACCCAUAAUGCUUAAAGCAGUGUGAAAAUGCCCAAGAUACUUAGUAUAUGGAAUUAAUAUUUUAUUUCAUCUGAUGUUUUUCUCUCUUUACUAUGACACGCUGAUGAUGUCUUGGCCUUUUCACAGGAACUAACCACUGCUCGCACAUCGCAAGCCCUGUGAUGUAUAAUUGGAGAUCAGAAAGUAAUUAAAACAAUUAAACUAUUAAGAUUUUUCAGUCCUGAAGCAGGAACAUUUAUGUGGAAUAUUGGUUAUGAAUUGCUCUUUUUUACCCCCUAAAGAAUGGAAGGUGAGAAGAAGGCAAGAGUUCUUUUCCUUGCAGUAAUAAAUCCAUAGAAAAUUAGACUUUAGGAUGUCCAGAUGACAUUUUUGAACUGUUUUAUAAUAGCUGCCUAGGCAGACCGGUUUAAGCUCAAGAUAGGAAAAAGAGUACUUGUUAGAAGAAAGAACUGAGCUUUAUUACAGAAGUUCAGUGGGGUUUUAUAAAGGACUGCUGAUUUAAUUGCUCCCUGGUGUCAUUGUGAGUGUUUAUAGUUAGCAUUUUAAGCCUGUGCCUAUGAUGCUCGGGAGCCUUGGGUUGAAUUUUCAAGGAUAACAGGAAACAGCAUCUGUUUUGGGGGGCUGCAGAAGACAUGCUCAGAAGUGUGCUUCUUUUGAGUCUGCAGUUUGCGUGACUCUUGAACCGGCCAAACAUCAAGAUGUAGUGAUGUCAAGAUAGGUGAUUUUAGUCCAGUUGCUUUUAUUGACUGACUUUCUUGCUACACAGUCAUAUCUAAAUCUGAUGGAGCCUGUUCCAGGAAUUUUAACUGGGAGAUACUUUGUGGGUGUCAAAAAAGCAUGUUUCGUUUUUGAAAUGAUAUGAAUUAGCACCAUCUUCUCUCUGCUGAGUUACAUAAAAGAAAGAAGGCAAGUAAAGCACAGUUUCAGAAUUUGGCAAGUAUCAAAUUCUCACAUGCAUCCGACGAAGUGGGUAUUCACCCACGAAAACUCAUGCUCCAAUACGUCUGUUAGACUAUAAGGUGCCACAGGACUCUUUGCUGCUUUCACAUGUAAAAGAUGCUGUUGUCCCAAGGAAGAAUUCUGUAUACAUAUACAUGUUGUUAGCCUUCUGCAGACUGGCCCAUUAACCUUCCUGGAGGCUUACAGGAAUUGUACCUUUACUGGCUGCAUGGAACUGGCCUUGAGAUAAAAUGGCAACCUUUGAAUACGUGCCCACGCUCUGCGUCUUUAAUGUAGGUUACUGCAUCUUUAAUGUAGAAAACACUGGGUCCCUUGUGGGACAUUACAGGGCCUGACAGUUACAGGGUUAAACACGCACUAACCCCAUGCUACAUCUUGGGAAUUUCCUUUUGAUUUGUUUUUAAAAAGAAAGAAAAAACAAACCUAGGUAAUUUUAGAGCCAAGUGAAGUGCACUUUGUCAAAUGUAAGGGUCUGCUUUGGUUUUGGGGUUUACUUUUUCUUUUCUUUUUUUUUUAACUUUUUUUUUUAAUUGUGGUUCUUUGUCAAUUGCAGAAAUAUUCUUUCAGCCACUCACUGAAAUUUUGAAUUCUGGCUUCUGCAGUUUUUAUUGUCUGUGUCAGACUUGCAGCCAGACUUGGUUCUCAUUUCAGCAUUUCCCAGAUUCUGUUGAAACAACUUCAAGCCCUAUUUUGUUUCCCUCCACCUGCACUCUCUCAGAAAUCACCUUGUGUAUUGUAGCUCAUUUGUUUCAAGGAGAGAAUCAACAGAUCAUAUUCAGUGUCUUGAAUAAAUUGCUAUAUUUUGAUA
Messenger RNA from Gopherus evgoodei (Goodes thornscrub tortoise), 5897 nucleotides. RefSeq names its product transducin beta like 1 X-linked (gene TBL1X). Gene Ontology annotation, molecular function: protein binding; transcription corepressor activity. The transcript is spliced from 17 exons. Lineage: Eukaryota; Metazoa; Chordata; Testudines; Testudinidae. Gene Ontology annotation, biological process: regulation of transcription by RNA polymerase II. The coding region runs from base 570 to 2147 and encodes 525 amino acids. The record is from RefSeq and is a predicted model, not a curated record. Gene Ontology annotation, cellular component: histone deacetylase complex.